This is a messenger RNA of Sclerotinia sclerotiorum 1980 UF-70, 168 nucleotides long. RefSeq lists its product with no specific name. The transcript has a single exon. Lineage: Eukaryota; Fungi; Ascomycota; Leotiomycetes; Helotiales; Sclerotiniaceae. The coding region runs from base 1 to 168 and encodes 55 amino acids. The record is from RefSeq and is a predicted model, not a curated record.
AUGUUUAAGGUUAGGGUGGGGUUGGGUGAACGAAGGACAAAGGAGGUGAGAGUGGUUAGAGGGGGUAGUGGUGGAAGUUACCAUUCAACUGCUUAUGAGUGUACGGAAUUGGAUGGAUGGGUUGGAUUUAUUUGGGAAGAGAUGAGGAGGAGGAGGAAGUUUCUUUGA